Messenger RNA from Helobdella robusta, 441 nucleotides. RefSeq lists its product as hypothetical. The transcript has 2 exons. The record is from RefSeq and is a predicted model, not a curated record. Bases 1 to 441 code for a protein of 146 amino acids. Lineage: Eukaryota; Metazoa; Annelida; Clitellata; Rhynchobdellida; Glossiphoniidae.
AUGACAGAAUACUGCAUGCACGAAUCUUUCAUGGCCAACUGUACAUCCCCAACAUCUUCAUCGGCUGCAUCGUCAUUAUCGACUUCAUCACUGCAGUACAUUCCAUCAACAUCAUCCCUAUCUUCAUCACCCCCCACUCCAAUGAUCGACUUGGUGAUACUGAUGACGUCAGCAAAGUUUGGGAGGAUGAGGAUGGGUCGGUGCAUAGGUGAGGGAUACAGUCUGGGUUGCUCCAAGGACGUUCUCCCCUACAUGGACAUGAUGUGUUCAGGGCGCAAGUUUUGCAAUGUCAGUGUUCGAAAUCUGGUAGACAUACAUCCGUGCCAAAGAGACUUUGCUUCGUAUCUGGAGGCCAAAUACGUCUGCGUUGAAGUCAUAUUAUAUAAUUUUGUGGCCAUAGUUAUGCGGUUGUGGUAUAGUGAGCAGUACGCACCGAAGUGA